This is a messenger RNA of Protomyces lactucae-debilis, 447 nucleotides long. RefSeq lists its product as uncharacterized. The transcript has 3 exons. Lineage: Eukaryota; Fungi; Ascomycota; Taphrinomycetes; Taphrinales; Protomycetaceae. Bases 1 to 447 code for a protein of 148 amino acids. The record is from RefSeq and is a predicted model, not a curated record.
AUGUUCUAUCGUAAAUUCCCAAGACUUUGCCGGGUUGCCUUGGACAGCAAGGCCGAAAUCGUUGAAAUCAGCUACUAUAUGACGGCCAAGCCAGCGCCCACUUGGGAUCUUAAGAAUACCAAAUUAGGGGGUGUGGCGAUUUGGCUUGGGCUAUCGCAGCCAUACUCCACGGGUGGACUGAUCCAGCCAGCUGGCGAGAAGCGUUUUGAUAACACCUGUCAUGCCAAGACUGGGGAGUGGUGUCUGUUGGAAGCUGUUUACCAGGGCGCAGAGCUGGCCCAGUUGGAAUCACCAGCUGUACCGUGGAAUGGACGCACAAUCUUCGUCAAAUCUCGCUUGGUCACUGCCAAAAAGCACUGGGAAAUGACAAUCUCCGAUACAUCCGGUCAGCAACUGACAAAUAUGACCGCUCCAAUCAACGCUGUUAUUGAAGGCAUGAAAGCGUGA